CUUAUCUUCUUAUUGGUAAAUUACCGUCCGGUCCUCAGUGGGUUAUUGGCCACAGCCUGCUUGAUGUCGUCCUCUCGUUAACGUAUCAAGAGCUGCCAACAUGCUACCAACUCGCAUGGUGUUCCGCUGCAGUUUUAUACUAUUGACACUUUCUUAUUGGUGUAAGGGCUUGGAGCACAAAAUAGCUGCAGAAGAUGACAUUUUACUUAGAGACGAGGAGGCUGAAGAUAAACCACUAUGUUCCAAUCACAUCCACAAAUUCUACAGGCAGAUGAAGUGUGAACCGGAGACUACACCGGGGGCAAGGUGUCCAACCAGCUACAAGUGCCCUACUCUGGAGGGGCGAAAGAAUGACUCCUGUUAUUAUGAUAACAAAGAAUAUCCGCUGGGAGCUAAUCUGACUCUGGACUCAGCGGACUUUCACAACCCCUGUAUACAAAGUUGUCAGUGUGUGAAGGUGCUAGAAGAAGCAGGUUUCCGAUGUUCGGCGAGGGAACAAAAGUGUGAAGCACUGCCACCAGGCUGCAAACGUCUCCCAUUUCAAAGUUCCUACCCCUGUUGCCAUAGAGCUGUGGCCAGUUGCAAUAAAGGAGAGAAAGUCAGAUGUAAAUACAAUGGAAUCACCUACGAUGAAGGAUCCAAGUUCUACCCGGUGGCUGAUUUUACUUGUAUACAAUGCGUCUGUGCAGCGGGAUUCAAUGGUUCUAUAUCUCCACCUUACUGCCAGCAGUUCCCAUGUGUCCCGGAGCUGCAGACCGUAGCAUCUGCCAUGUUCACGCGCGGCUGUAUCCCAGCGUACAUGCACAUGGGUGGCUGCUGUCCUAUUUCAUUUCGCUGUCCCAGAUCGACUGACAGCAUAAUUAAGGCCUAUGUAAAGCCCAUGGAGAGCAUAUCAGGGAAGGUCUGCAAGUUCGGUAACCUGACCUUGGAGAUAGGAGACCGACUGUCGACCUGGUACAUGCCCGGAGGGAGAGGUAGAGAGACAGUCUGUUACUGCCUAGUUCCACCACUAGCCUCCUGCCUUGUUCGUUUCCACGUCACUCCGGAACAACGUAUGGCGCUUUCAGAGGGCGAACUGCUUGGAGACGCGACAUAGCAGUUCGUUCUGGCCCUCGGGAUCGAAGUGUGGGAGAGAAAACGACUAUGCUGAAUACAUUAGUACUGUGAUUUUUAAGAUAAAUCGAAAUGAAAACAUU
This is a messenger RNA of Homalodisca vitripennis (glassy-winged sharpshooter), 1196 nucleotides long. RefSeq names its product kielin/chordin-like protein. Gene Ontology annotation, molecular function: protein binding. The record is from RefSeq and is a predicted model, not a curated record. Lineage: Eukaryota; Metazoa; Arthropoda; Insecta; Hemiptera; Cicadellidae. The transcript has 9 exons. The coding region runs from base 101 to 1096 and encodes 331 amino acids.